GCAAGCCUGUAUGGGUUAAGUGUAUUGAGUGAAUUUACACACAACUAGCUUUCCCUGCCACUUCAUUUACGCACGAAUCAUAGUUCUCCAGGAUCGAUUAUGCCUCGAGCGCAACGCAUGUGUGUCACUGUAGAUGGUCACGAUUUCCUAACGUACGAUCCAGCAUCCAUUUACUUUGUUACCUUCUGUUUCUAUUCCAGACGUUCUUGAAAGGUUUCGAUCCUGAUUUUGAGAUGAAAUAAUCGUUCGUGAAGAGGAAUCGAUAAAGCUUAUGUCUUGUUUAUUCGCGGAGAAACAAACGCAAACUCACUGUCUGAUCUGACGCCAAACAUUGCAAGUGCCCGUCAUCGUGUCAGGGUCCUUAUAUUCCGAGCUGUGAAGAAAUCAAGGAAACCAUAACCUAGCUAGCAACGAUCAUGAGCAGAACCGAGACUCGACGUCCAGGUUAUCACUCGAGAAGGGAUGGAAGAGAGAAGAAAAUGGACACGCUGAAGGUUCUUCUACCGGUUAGGCCCUGCUCCAGUCAUGAGACCAGGAGUGCCAUGGACACGACCGGUUUACUUGGUACUCUGGUCUACUCCUUCUUGACUGGCAUCUUCUGGAAGGCCAACUUGCGAAGGGGCAUCACGGAAGACGCCCUCAAGAGGCUGAUGUCCGACAGGGACGCGGCUGUUGUUAACUGCGACAGAUUUGAACAACUAUGGAGAAACGAGACAGACGGGCGAACAGAGAAAGAUGUCUCACUUAAACGAGUCAUCUUCAGGUUCAUCCGGACCCGUUUUUUGACCGCCUCCGGGAUACUGGUGAUUGGUCUGAGCAGUGGAUUUCUAUUAACUGCGUAUGUACUUUACACCGCCAUCAUCUAUAUGGAGACAGCCGAUAACUCCAUCGGCUACAGUGUUGCAUUGGCAUUCUCUAUCUUCGGCUCUACAGCGUUACGUGUGAUCGGGAUGAACUUCAUGUGGUACUCCAGCAUCCGUACUGCAGUGCGCGUGCGCAAUGCCCUCAUGCUGACCUUGUACAAAAAGGUGUCCAGGCUUCGCAACACAUCAGAAGUGUCAGUGGGAGAGAUGGUGAAUAUUUGCGUGAACGACAUGCAGCGGCUGUUUGAUGCAACAAUCUUCGGUCCAAUCCUCAUUGCCUUCCCAUUGGUCGUUCUACUUAUUCUGGUUGGGUGUGUGUUGGUCGUCGGGAUCGUUCCCACGUUGGCAGGAAUAGCGAUGCUCAUCAUUGUCUUUGCUUUCCAGACGUGCCUUGCGAAGCUCAACGUACGGACUCGUCAGAAGUGCGUGGUGUAUACUGAUCGCAGGACUCGCAUGCUGAACGAAGUACUGAACUGCAUCAAACUGAUCAAGAUGUAUGCCUGGGAGGAGUCUUUUCAACAAAACAUAACAGAAAUCCGCAAGAAAGAGCGAAGCCAGCUUCAGAGAUCAGGUUACCUCUCAAGCUACACCCUGGGCUUGGCUCUGUCUGUCUGUCCAGCUGUCAUCCUUACCACUGCUAUCUGUUACAAGUUGAUGGGAAGUGAUAUCACGGCAGCACAGGCUUUCACACUGAUGCAGUUGUUUGGUUCCUUGUCGACAAUCAUGUACAUCAUGCCGAUGGCACUUAAGCCAAUCACAGAGUCGGUGGUAUCCGUUCAAAGAAUUCAGCCAAUUUUACUGAUGAAAGAAGUCAAUCAGAAGUGGGGCGUCCCCGCUGAUUCAGACCACGCCCUCGUUUUAACCAACGCCUCAUUCAGCUGGGACGCUCCGCCCCAAACUACUGCUACGUCAACCAAAACACGGGAAGAAGUGAAUGCCAACAGCAAAUACACGCUGAUGGUGAGAAACACAGAAGAUGGUGCGAGUCGAAACAAAGAGAAAAACGAGGAUUGUGGGGAUGAAACGAUGUGGGAACCCAAUGUCUCAGAUAACCUACUCGACAAAGACACCCUUGCACCCAUCCGCACACCAGUCCUUAGAGAUAUCAGUCUCGUCGUUCCUAAGUCUCAUCUCAUUGGUAUCUGUGGCGCCGUGGGUAGUGGCAAGAGCUCCCUACUGUCUAGCGUCUUAGACCAGAUGAACUUAAUGGGUGGUAUCGUAGCGUUAGACGGUACAUUUGCUUACGCAUCACAACAGGCUUGGAUAAUGAAUGCAACAAUCCAAGACAAUAUUCUUUUCGGUGAGCCCUUCGAUAAGGCGCGAUACCAGCAAGCAAUCUUCUCCUGCUGCUUAGAGAGAGACUUGGAGAUCAUGUCAGAUGGAGAUAUGACAGAGAUUGGUGAGAGAGGAGUGAACGUGAGCGGUGGUCAGAAGCAACGUAUCAGUCUGGCUCGGGCUUAUUACUCAGAUAGAGACAUCUAUCUCCUUGACGACCCUCUCAGUGCCGUAGAUGCACACGUUGGCAAGCACAUUUUUACCCACUGCAUCCGGGGAGCUCUGAGGGGAAAGACAAUUCUUUUUGUUUCCCAUCAACUCCAGUAUCUCCGUGAUUGCGACUACGUGGUGUUGAUGCGAGACGGUACAAUCGCCGAGCAAGGAACGCACGAAGACCUGAUGGCGGCUGGCGGCGAAUAUGCCCGGCUGAUUGACACGUUCCACGGUAAAGGGGAAGGCGUGAACGGGGCUAGUGGGGUCGACGGUCCAGCGUCCCCGAGUGGCGUGGUCAUUAAUUCAGACAGCGAGGAAGGGACUGAUAUUAAUGGCAUAAUAGAGAGCGGAAAAGAAAAGCCUGUGGAUUACACAAACGAAAUUGUAAAAUUGAUGAACGAGGAAGACCGAGGUAGUGGGAUGGUACCUUUUGCUAUUUACCGGAAAUUCGUCCGCUACGCUGGUGGGCCUUGCCUUGCCAUCAUCAAUGUCCUACUCAUUUUCUUGUCGAUGUUGGUUAGCAUCUCCAAGAGUGUGUGGCUGUCCAUCUGGAUACAGGAGACUAUCAUGUGGAGAAAUCAAACGGAGACUAUUUUCACAAAUGCAUCUGAAUCACGUGGACCAGCCUAUAAGCCCCUCACAUACGAGUUGUUCGAGUACCCAUACAGCGACGGUUCCGAGGACUCUCCAUAUCCAGCUGAUCCUAAGAAAGACGAUCCCACGACCUUCUUUGUGUUGGUCUAUAUUGGGAUAUUCUUUCUGUCGCUUAUUAUACUUGGUAUUACCUGCAUAGUGUUCAUCGCGACCGUUAUCCGUGCAACCACACGUAUACAUGAAUGCCUUCUCCGUAAGAUCAUGCGUUGUCCUAUGUCGUUCUUUGACACAACGCCGCUGGGUCGCGUACUCAACAGGUUCUCCAAGGACAUGGAUGAGGUCGAUGUGCUACUUCCUACCAAUGUGAUGCAGUGUCUCAUCUUCAUCAGUAUUGUCAUCCUUAUGCAAGUCAUCAUUGCGGUUGUCUUGCCUCAAUAUCUCAUCGCUCUGGUCUUAGGAUUACUGGCUGGCUUAGUCUUUUACGUCAUGUUCAGGAAGGGCUACUGUGAAGUCAAGCGGUACGACAACACCAGCAGGUCCAAGCUGGUGUCGCAUAUCUCGGCUACUAUGCAGGGGUUGGUUACCAUCAGGGCAUACGGGCAGGAGAGCCGAUUUACCGCCAGGUUCGAGGAGCUGUUGAACAUCAAUACCCACAUGUUACAGAUGUUCACCAUGGCUCCCAGAUGGGUGGCCGUGCGAAUGGACCUUAUGGCAGCCGUGUUAGUCGGUGUAUUGACGCUGCUUGUUCUGCUUAGUAAAGACAAGAUCUUGUCCACGGCAAUGGCGGCAAUGGCGCUAUACCAAGCAGUCGCAGUAUGUGGAGGUCUGCUUCAACAAGUGGUUGUUUCUUGUACGCAAACAGAGAGUUCCUUCAUCUCAGUGGAGAGAAUGCUGGAGUAUAUCGAGAAAACCCCGUCGGAGGCGGAUGCUUGUAUACCGUCCACUCGACCCGACGAUUCCUGGCCGGCCAAUGGAGACCUUCAGUUGCAGCAGGUUAAGAUGAGAUACCGUCCCGGCCUGCCACUGGUCUUAAAAGGCAUCAUGUGUCACAUCCGUCCCAGGGAGAAGAUAGGCAUUGUGGGAAGGACCGGCUCAGGGAAGUCUUCUCUGGGCGUGUCCCUGUUCCGUCUGGUGGAGAAUGCCGCGGGGGAGAUUUUCCUAGAUGGAGUAAACAUAGCGAACCUUGGUCUCCAUGAUCUACGCUCUAGACUCUCCGUCAUACCACAGGACCCCGUGUUGUUUGCAGGAACUGUCAGAUUUAAUCUGGAUCCUUUGAAUCAGCACUCGGACGAAGAAAUCUGGAAUGCACUGGAGAAAGCAUAUAUCAAACAAACAAUCAGCGCAUUGGACAACCAGUUGCAGGCGCCAGUGACGGAAAAUGGUGAAAACUUCUCUGUUGGCGAGAGACAACUCAUGUGCAUGGCACGUGUCUUGUUGCGAAACAGCAAGGUAUUGUUGAUGGACGAGGCCACGGCUGCCAUAGACACGGAGACGGAUAGCUUAAUACAACAGACGAUACGUGAGGCCUUCAAAGAUUGCACUAUGCUCAUCAUAGCGCAUAGACUCAACACAGUACUGGACUGCGAUCGCAUUAUGGUCAUGGACAAGGGUCAAAUUUCUGAAUUCGGCAAACCGGAAGUGUUGCUGUCUGAUCCCGGUUCCCUUUUCAACAAGAUGCUUGCUGCUGCUGAAUCCAACCAAGGCAAUCUAGAUUGAUGAAACAAAGAAGAAUCUCUCGGAAGGAAAUGAAGACCUGGAGGAAAUCACCGCUCUUGGAGGAAAGUUGAAACCCCGCUGCCAUAGAUCAAAAUCUUUGGAAAAGGUGAGAUCUCUGCUUUAAACUAAACAGUAGUUUGCAAAGAUCGAUCAGAACUUACUAAACGAUUGGGAAUAGGCAAGGUUUAGUUUCGUUUAGCGUAUUUCUUCAGUUGUUAUUACCAUAUAUUUGCCGUUUUCUGCAAAGUUCUCUCUCCCUUUGGUGGAACAGUUUUGUAUUUUUUCCAGAUUUCUGUACUCCUCAGAAAUUGACGUCAUGGACGUUGGAUUUUAUGCUCAUGCUUUAAGAUUAAUAUGCAACGCAAUGAAGGUUGGUGAAUAUGAAAGUGAUUUGAAUUUGAUUUUGCUACGCGUUGUUAAAUAUUAAAUAAGAUUUGUUUGCAGGAUAAAAGGGAAUAUUGUUCUUAGAAGUUUUUCGGUUUUUAAGUAUCGAAAUAUUUCUUUCUUUGUCACCAUAUUCAGGUGCUAGCUGAUAUUUGGCUUAUUCUUAAUGAUUUAGUUUGGUUUAAUUAAUGUGUUUUAAUACUAAAUUCUAAGCUUGCAUCACUGUAACCAAGUAUUUUACUAGUGUCUUCUGAAGUUUAUAUGUAACAAUUAUUGCUGAUUUACACAGACUUCGACUUUUUCUAGUUCUGGUUAUAAUACUAUCUUUUAUUAAUUAAAUGCACUUUAUAAAUUUAGGGGAAUGAAGCGGCUGCUUUUAUUAAUAUUUUGGAGGACUUUUGCCGGACUCUGCCGACAGAGGGCGCUUUAACAGCUUUUUGUACGUCGAUUACUUGGAGCAGGGGGAACUUGGCGUUCAGAGUGUGCAUAGUGUAUAUAAUCAGUGAGAACGUUGUAGUUUAAGGAAGUAUAAUGUUGAUGAUAAAGUGAGGUAGGCCUACAUCGGCGUAAAUACCGGGGGGUGGGGAAUAUAUCGCCCACUUUUUGACCGCGGGAUGGGCCAUUGAAUCAUGCCCCACUUUUCGUGGUGGGAAAAACUUAAAACGAAUUGCAAAGAAUUUGUCAGGCUUCCCAACCAACCAAAAUGAAUUCAAUAGCACUCAAAGGGAGAACAAUAACAGAAAAAAGCCAUAAAUAUGUCAUUCUGAUGUAAGAUCUGCAUGAAUGUAAUUUUUACAGAUGUAUAAAUCUGUAUCAUGAAUAUCCACCCUAUGGGCGUGUAGUGUCAUAUGGUGUAAUCCCCCUUUAUUUCUAUGGUCGGGCAAAUAAACCCCCUCACAACUCCCCACCCCUCCCCCAUGCCCCGACACAAAUUUACACCACUGAAGGGAUGAACAAAAUAUGGAAUGUUUAGUUCUUUUUUCCCGGCGUUUGGCAGUAUUUUGGUGACGCAAACUUGUCGAAUAUUGCUGUUCGAGUAAAUUAAAUCGAUAUCGGCCAACGCCAGUUCAGGAAGAAAAUGGUACUUGACUUUGUUGUUUCCUGUAUGAAAUAAAUGCAGGCCAACACUGAACUUGUAAAAGGUUAGUCGGCCAAAGUAAGCCGAGUACGUGGUUUCCGGCAUCGUAAUUCUAAGCUCGAGUGGUCACACCUCGCGUGUGGUGACGUCUGUGUGCGUUCCAUAAUUGUUAUAGUGUUGGCAAAUAAGCUCUACCAACACUGGAUGUGUACUUCGACACUUAACAUUCAAAACGCUACCCAGACGCUCAUCUUCACUGCAACGUGUCUCUUUAGCUAGUGCAGUGUUAGUGCACGUUGGCCUGUGUAACCUUGAAUUUGCAUUAAUUGCUGUAAAAGUGCGUUUGAACGCCUUGCAUAGGGUGCAAGGAAGAAAGAUAGCUACGUGUGAAGUGGAAGAGACCAAUCACUUGCCUUGGUUGAUGCUGUGACAUUAUGCUGUACCAUUUACACAUGCGUACUUCCUCCAUAUUUGUAACCAGUGAUGCACGAAAAUGUAUUAGGCCCUAUGUACCUUGUUCUGAGUUGAAUAUUGGACAUAAAUAGCCCGUUGCUCGUUGGUGCCAAACAGCAAACUUGGAAUCAGAUUUAUUUUGAAUGAUUUCUGCCGUAUAAUAUUAGUAAUAGAGUUAGAGAUUUACUCUAUGUUUCAAGUUGUUUCCUUUCCUUACAGUAAAAAAAAAUGGGAAGGUCAAAAUGAAGUAAAAGGCCAUAGAGAAAAUGAAACUUCUUUGCUAUGCCACGGUGCUGCAUAAUACUAUACGUGAUAACAUCAUAACAAUACCUUUUGUUUUCUGUUUCAUUGACCCCGGAAGAAGUUGACAUAAAACCUGUUGUUGAUUUUGACCUGACACAUUUUCCUGUCAGGAUAACGUGUCGGAUUUCUUUUUUUUUUUCUGUUUUCUUUUCUUAUUUUGGGGAGGGGAGUUGAAUGAAAUCUCAGUACCACUAUGUGGUCUUGCCAAUGACCCAGAGGGAGCGUUUUUGAAUAAUAACGAUAAACAUGUUUAAAGCAUGCCUAGCCAACGUAUUUUCUAUGAUCUGAGAAAUAAUAUUGAACACCUUUUUCGACGAAGACGUCUUUGCAGUUGUUUGUCUUUCGGCUUUUAUUGCUAGCAUUCAUUUAGGAGACCUCCAUCAAGUAAAAAUUCUACACUGUAAUAAGCUGAAUGAAGUGCAAUAUCUUUUUAUUAAUUUAACUCGAAAUCACCAGCUUGGCUCCCAGCAGAACUUCGUAAAAUACUAAAAAAAGGCGACUUUACGACACUGUAUGAGAUGAUAUUGUGACAUCCCGAAUUGGAAUUCGGUGUAACACACACAACACGCAUUAGGGCCCUACGUGUUUUUUUCAGCUUGAGUCUACGUUCAGCGCAAUUAGUGAACAGCUCAGAGGAGUUUAUUACUGUACUUGACCUUUCACGGUCCUUGAAUAAAAAGAAAAUUUGCUGAGGACAAUCGCGAUUUAUACGCUAUACUUGGCUCGACUAUUCUUUAUGUUGGUGCUCUAGGUAGUUAUGAGGCGUUGCGCGUGAAGUGUAGGGCAUAUUUGGUGAAUGCAUGGUUGAUUUGUUGUCUUUUAUUAACCAUUCUCACUGAAGCAAACACGACGCAUCACAAGGGUCAAGUCGCAUGUUGGGGUCAUCCUUGCAAAGUCAGCAGUGAGCGUGGGGUUGGCUAAUUGUGUGCUCUGCUUUGGCGUUGGAAAAAAUAGAGGCCAGUAUU
Molecule: messenger RNA, 7844 nt
Organism: Acanthaster planci (crown-of-thorns starfish)
Lineage: Eukaryota; Metazoa; Echinodermata; Asteroidea; Valvatida; Acanthasteridae
Product: ATP-binding cassette sub-family C member 5-like
Biological process (GO): transmembrane transport
Cellular component (GO): membrane
Molecular function (GO): ATP binding; ATP hydrolysis activity; ABC-type transporter activity
Source: RefSeq, a predicted model, not a curated record